CGUCAUAAACAUGAGAGACAAACGAUGGAAUACAUAACCUCACUUUUUUAUCUUGUAUUCUUGGUUUGAAGUACUUUUCUAAGUUUUGAAAAAUUUUAUUUACUAAUAUUCCGUGCGAUUUGCAGGUCCGGCUGUAAUGGCGUCAAAUGUGAUCAUUCCCCUGGGACUGGACAAAGAAAAUCUGGACCAAAAACUGGUGUUUGUGAUCGAGCGUCACGGAUCCCACGCCUGUUUCAUGCUGUCCAGUCUCAUCUCUCUCGGCCUCCAAUCCGAAGCCGCCAUCUUGUUACUUUCACUCCAUCACCGCGAAAAACACUACGAAAAGAUCUGCUCGCGCCUCGGCAUCAAUUUGACACUAGAAAAACAACGAGGGAGGUUUGUGGGGUGCUAUCCCGACAUGCACAACGCCGCCGGUGAGACUAUGAAGACCGUUUUGAAGAGAACGUUUCUAAAACUGAAAAACGAUCUAGAAACGUUGAAAAAGUUGAAGAACCGUGUGUUUUUGAUCGUGGAUGAUAUCAGUGACCUGUUACUUGUAGGGUGUGAGUUGAGGGAUGUGACGAUUUUUGCUCAAAGCUGUAGGAGUUUGAUGGGGGAGGGGGUGACUCUUGUAUUGGGUUCUCACAUGAGUAAAGAGGACAAGCAGCAGCAUAUUUUGUUUGAGAUGUUUCGUCGUCUGUCGGACAUUGCUCUAGAGAUACACGCGUUUGAAUCCAUGCGCACAUUUAAUGGUGCGCUGAGAAUUAUGCGCAAGAAAAUGCAGGCGGGAGUUGUGAAAAUUUCGUCGGAUUUCCAUCAUUUUAAGAUCACGGAUAAUCGGAUUGUCUUGUUUUCACCCGGAUUUACUUUUUAACUCGUCUGUGAAAGGGUUGUGAAUAUAACUAUUUUGUAAAUUUAAUGUCUGAAAUGUUUGUAAGGUGUGUGAUUGAGUGUUGUAAAUAAAAUAAGAUUUUCAUUUUCUGAAUUUUAUUUGUUUUUACACUAUAGUUAGGUCCACGUUAUAAUGGCAGUGGAGAAAGAUAGGAGAACAACGUUGCAAGUCCUCUGUUUUGUCAAUGCCUUCUAUAGGCGGUAGCUGAAAAAAGCGAAAAAAGACAACUUGAAGAAAGAUUAUAGUUGCAGAAAAUUAUUCCGAGUAUAAAUUUGGCCGUUCAAAACUUCUUUCUAUAUUCAAGACACAUUUCAAUAACCUCCUUCCUUGAAAUUCCAAUGAAAAUGGUGAAGAAACAUGCUUGAUUGAGAAUUGCAAAUAUAGAUACCGUACUGUCAUGAGACCUAUACAGACACUACCCUUACCUGGCAACGUUUUAUCAAAACUCUUGACUGGUGGCUUUCUCUUCUGUGAAGAUGUUUUCGAGGAAGAUGGUAAAAAAAUAAAAUUGGAAGCCAGAGAGCGUCUGAACAAUUUGCCAGCAGAAGUGGUGAGGAAAUUGGAAUCAAUACAGGAAUGCCCAAAAACGAUAACAGCGUUGGAUUUGUAUAAUGAAGAAAUAAAAUCGGAGCAAAUAGUAACAUUCAGUCAGUCGGUUGAUAAACUUCUAGAUGGAGGAAUCACAUUGGGCGAAGUGACUGAAUUGAGUGGAGCUUCUGGAAGCGGCAAAACACAACUUUGCCUACAACUGUGCAUAAGUGUCCAAAUUCCAACCAUUCUAGGAUGUGUCGAGGGCGAGGCUAUCUAUGUUGAUACAAACAGUGGAUUUUCUGCUCCUAGACUGGAUGAAAUAGCUAAAGCCAGCUACUCGAAAUGUGUGAACGCUAUCCGCAUACAGAAAUUGGAUAUUCAUAAAUUACCUGUUGACCAUAGGAGUUGGCUAGAAGGGGUUCAACUUAUGGAGGUGCAUACCUGGGAGCAGCUCAUGGCCACCAUAUAUAUAAUUAAUGGCAUCCUAAAAUCCAAUUCUAAGGUGAAACUUAUAGUGAUUGACAGCUUGAAUUUUCCUUUCAUUAAUAUGGAAAAUACUCUCACACGCACAGAGCUUGUAUGUCGAGUUGUCAAACAGCUUCAAAAAAUUGCCGAGGACUUCAAAGUUGCUGUUGUCCUCGUAAACCAGCUGACGACAAGAAUUGUCAAGCAGGAAGCCAUCUUGCAACCAGCUCUUGGCGACUACUAUGGGCACAUUCUUUCGAAAAGAUUCCUUCUGGGCUGUGAAGCGAACCCACAGCAGACACAUUCCAUUGCCGUCUACAAAAGCUCCAGUCUUCCUGCUAGCUUUGUUGAAUUCAUGAUAACUGGAAAUGGAAUUGAAGACGUUGAAUGAAAGAGAGGAAAAACAAAUUUUGCCAAAUAUACCAAUGGAACCAUCUUGAAUAUUACAUGAUAAAAGAUAAAAUGAAGACAAUUAAAGAUAUUUGAAUGAAGGAAAGGGUUCAACUUUCAUAUAUCUUGAAAGACAAUGAUCCAUAUCCUCAAAAUUCAAUUAUUGUAAUAUAUAUGUGAUAUGAAAGAUUUAAUUAUAAAGAAUUGGAGAUGUUCAAAUGAAAGGAAAGGAAAAUAUGAAGCAAUGUCAAAAUAAAAUGAAGGUGGGAUAUUAAACUAAGUGAUAAGAAAUGAAUUAAACCAUUUUAAAAUAUA
This is a messenger RNA of Nilaparvata lugens (brown planthopper), 2572 nucleotides long. RefSeq names its product DNA repair protein RAD51 homolog 3 (gene spn-D). Gene Ontology annotation, biological process: meiotic DNA recombinase assembly; reciprocal meiotic recombination; DNA repair. Gene Ontology annotation, molecular function: ATP binding; four-way junction DNA binding; crossover junction DNA endonuclease activity. The coding region runs from base 1269 to 2258 and encodes 329 amino acids. Gene Ontology annotation, cellular component: replication fork; Rad51C-XRCC3 complex; Rad51B-Rad51C-Rad51D-XRCC2 complex. Lineage: Eukaryota; Metazoa; Arthropoda; Insecta; Hemiptera; Delphacidae. The transcript is spliced from 10 exons. The record is from RefSeq and is a predicted model, not a curated record.